AGAACCAUGAAAGAAGGCCACAUAGACCUUGUGUUGGAAUGGGGGCAGAGCCUGUUUCAGUUUCUUUCCAGCCGUGACGAGGCGAUGGUACUGUCCGCUAAAUGUUUGGAGGGGCACGGUCAGAUUAGAAAAAGAAGUGGAAACCAGAAUGCAAAAGGAAACGAAACCUCCCAGAACAAGAACGCUUCUUCACAUGAUGAUACAAGAAAGCAAGCAAAGCAUAAACUGGCACAGAAUAUGCUUUUGAAAAUGAGGACUCACAGGGAAGUGCUGGCUAUGGAGAACUUGCUUGCUAUGAUUUCAUCUGUGAUGCAGCGCCAAAAGAAGAGGCUACAGCUGAGGCACACUUGCGCUGUGGAGAGGGUGUGGAGAUCACACCUGAACUACUGCAUGGCUCAGGCCCAUUUAGCAGUGUUUUACCAGCGUCUGCCCCAACAACACAGAGGAGACCUGGAGCAGAGAUACAGCCAGUUUCACCCUUUGUGUUUUUCUCUGGCUUACUCUGGUGUCCUGGUAUGGAGGAACAACUCGCAGCAACAUGAGUUGGAGUCUUCAAAUGAAGCUGUUUUACAUGAAGACUCAUCUGAUCACAUGGACUAUGUGAUGACAGCUCACAAAGAUAGAGGAAGAAAGGACGGUGAGAAGAAAAAGGCACACGGAAAAUAAAGUGAAGAGAAAAGCUAGC
This is a messenger RNA of Haplochromis burtoni (Burton's mouthbrooder), 685 nucleotides long. RefSeq lists its product as uncharacterized. The transcript is spliced from 5 exons. The record is from RefSeq and is a predicted model, not a curated record. NCBI's taxonomy places the organism in Eukaryota, Metazoa, Chordata, Actinopteri, Cichliformes, Cichlidae. Bases 7 to 666 code for a protein of 219 amino acids.